Glycine soja is the source of this 1116-nucleotide messenger RNA. RefSeq lists its product as uncharacterized. NCBI's taxonomy places the organism in Eukaryota, Viridiplantae, Streptophyta, Magnoliopsida, Fabales, Fabaceae. Bases 98 to 658 code for a protein of 186 amino acids. The transcript is spliced from 5 exons. The record is from RefSeq and is a predicted model, not a curated record.
UUUUUUAUAAUUUUGGAAAGGUUUGAAGGGAAGGUGAUAAGGGAGCAGCAGAGAGAGUAAUACUGGGUGGACAGAACAGAACAGGAUAGUUAUCUGAAUGGAUCUUCAUCUUAGUGUGCGGCUUCCUGUUUCACUUCCCUGCUUCUCUCACUCUCAGACGGUUAUAUUAUUCUGUUCGGUGGAACCACCGUGUGCCAAUUCAUUGCUAUCCUCGUGGAGGAGUAGUACUACUCCCGAUGUGAAGUUACAAUUGCAAAGAAGGAGAUUAUCCACCGUUUCCUCUGCCCUGGCUGAGACUGCAGCGUCAAUGGCAGUAGCUGUAACUGUCGUUGGUGCAGCAGCUACCCUUCUUGUAAAGAGAUCCAAAACUUCUGAGUCAUCACAGAUUCAAUUCAAAGCAUGUGAAGAUUGUGGAGGUUCUGGUAUAUGUUCUGAAUGCAAAGGUGAAGGAUUCGUUCUUAGGAAACGUUCCGAUGAAAGUGCUGAGAAGGCAAGAGUGCAAGCUAAGAACAUGGCAACCCGAUUCACAGUGGGUUUAGCCAUUCAACGCAAUUACUUGUACCAGACUUCCAAAGAAAUGGAGCUAUUGCACAAAAUGCUCUUCUGGUCGAUCCUGUUCAACCUGUGGUGGCAGUGGAAAGCUAAGUUACUAGUUUAGCAUUACAUGUUGUCUACCCAGUUCAAAAGACAGUUAGUUCCUCAGCAUUUCACAUGUUCUUGUUUAAAUCACGGUUCAGAAUAUUGAGGCAACAUAUUGAACUCAAGCUGAUGAGUGAUUCACAUUCAUUUGUUUUCCUUAAUUUAUUCUGCAUAAAGCAAAAUCUUAUAUGUAAUUCAAUGGUAGUGUAUAGUAUGCAUUUGUUGCACUAGAGAGGUGUUGAGUUUAAAUCGACCAAGUAGGGUCUUGAUAGAAUAGGAUUUGAGUUUACUGUCAAUACACAAAAGAGUAUUGGUAUUUGCACUAACUUGCACACUGCAUAUGCUCCCCAUGCAAAUUGGAUAGCACCCUGAUCCCUUGUAACUUAUUUUAAACAUUCAGAUUAUGUCCGUACCAUGGUUUUUGCUAGUAUCUUUUCCUUAUAUGAAUUAUGGUGAAUGACGUUGAGUUUCCUUUUA